AUGGCAUGUACCAAUUUGGAAAGAGCAACAAGGUCCGCGGAACUACCUAGGGAAGAAAUGGAAAAGAUAUGGAACUACUUUUGUGCUCACUAUGCUGCAUGUCCCACAUCGGCUGGUUAUAUUUACAUUGAAGGUUUUAUAAAGAGACGGAGUGGGUGA
Messenger RNA from Dovyalis caffra, 159 nucleotides. Lineage: Eukaryota; Viridiplantae; Streptophyta; Magnoliopsida; Malpighiales; Salicaceae. The record is from the annotation of a GenBank genome assembly.